Saxophila tyrrhenica is the source of this 1641-nucleotide messenger RNA. RefSeq lists its product as uncharacterized. The transcript is spliced from 3 exons. Gene Ontology annotation, cellular component: membrane. Gene Ontology annotation, biological process: transmembrane transport; carbohydrate transport. Gene Ontology annotation, molecular function: carbohydrate:proton symporter activity. NCBI's taxonomy places the organism in Eukaryota, Fungi, Ascomycota, Dothideomycetes, Mycosphaerellales, Extremaceae. The coding region runs from base 1 to 1641 and encodes 546 amino acids. The record is from RefSeq and is a predicted model, not a curated record.
AUGGACUACGAAUCCCUCACAGUGCUCCAAGCUUUCCGAAGAUGGCCAAGGAUAUCGAUAUACUCGUUCUGCCUCGCGCUCAACAUUCUCCUCUGGGGGUUUGACACAGGCAUUGUUGGUGGAAUGACAAGCUUGUCCGCUUUCCGCAAAGAGUUUGGCGAGAAGGGACCGGUUGGCGCUGAGACCGAAUACAUCAUCCCAGCCAUGUGGCUAGCCCUCUGGGCCAUGGCCUUUCCUCUCGGUACAAUGACUGGCGCUGUGACCGGUGCCUGGAUCCAAGAUCGUACCGGACGCAAGUCUACACUUGGUCUGGGCUGCUUGCUCUCACUGGGCGCUAUCACGAUCGCCUACCUCUCCGACCAGACGGCGAACCCGACAGCCACCUACUGGGCGGCUAAAUUCACCCAGGGUAUCGCCGUCGGCGUGCUCAUGGCCAGUACGCAGACCUACCUAGCAGAAGUCGUGCCAGCUCGACUCCGUGGUCCCAUCAUGGCGCUUUUCCCAGCGUUUCAACUGCUCGGUCAGCUCGUCGCGGCAGUGGUCAUCAUGGCCCGAGGCAGCGUGAAGGGCCCGAGCUCAUACCGCAUUGCGAUUGCCUCCGAAUAUCCGUUGUCCAUCAUACCUCUCGUCCUUACCAUCGUACUACCAGAAUCCCCUGUCUGGCUUCUUCGCAAGGGCAAGAUGGCCGCUGCACAGAAUUCCUUCCGCAAAUUACACGGCGCCAAAGUUGCGGCAGCACAUCAGGACCUCUUCGAGGAGAUGAAUAAGGCUAUCUCGGAAGAACGCUGGGCCUCGAACGACCGCGGUGCAUCUUACAUGGAAUGCUUCCGCGGGACGAACUUGAGGCGGACGAUGAUUGUGGUCUUCUCAAAUGGCAUGUCCGAAAUCAUGGGCUUCAACAUCCUCGGCAGUGUCAGUUACUUCCUCCAGUUGCUCGGUCUACCGGACAUGGCCAGUCUGAUUGUUGCCAUUAUUGGGAUCUUGCUCGGUCUAUCAGCGAACAUCGGAUCGUUCUGGACUCUGCUGAAGUUCGGAAGACGGCCUCUGAUCCUCUACACUCUUGGGCUCACGAGCCUGCUGUGGCUUAGUGUUGGCAUCGCGGGUUGCUUCAAGGGCAUUGCUGUUGCUUGGUACGCAGUGGGAGCCAUGAUGGCAGUUGUCGUUACUGUCGGUAUUGGCUGCUGGCCAGCAUCCUUCGUCGUCGCGGCAGAGACCUCGUCCCUCACCCUCCGUUCGAAAACUUCCGGCAUCGGCUGGUUCCUCGGAGGCAUCAUCCAAGGCGGCUUCGGCUGCGGGACGCCGUUCCUCUACAACCCCGAUGCAGCAGACCUCGGCGGCAAAACUGCUUUCGUCUUCGCCGGCACAUCCGCUGUCGGCGUCCUCAUCACCUGGUUCUUCAUUCCAGAGCUGAAGGGAAAGAGCGCUAUUGAGAUCGACAGGGUGUUCCAGAAGCACGGCGGUUCUGUAAAGAGGGCGAACACCUCUGGAUUCGAGAGGGUGGACAGUGAGGAUGCGAAGGAGAUCCCGUUGACGCAGACUACCACGCGCUAUUCGAGGGCUGAGUCGACGGCGAGCAAUGGUAGUUACUCUGCGCCGCCAGUCCAGGCUUGGGAACCUUUGCGUAAGAGGCCGACCUUCUAG